GGGGAGGCCCUAUCUCUCUCUCUGGGGCAGGGCUGUGGGUUGGAGGCACAGAGCCUGUUACUGUGUGAGGUGGAGGGACAUACGGUUGGACAGACAAUUGGACAGACGAUUGGACAGACACUCUCCGGGCUGCCCAAUGUCGGCACAGAUGAGGAUGAGGUGGGUGAUAUAAUGGGGGACGAAGACGACAACAACAGCCUGUGUGGUCGGCCGGACAAGAUGGCAGAUGUCGAGCUCGUGGGAGAGGGUGUGCCAGAGUCCAACCUGUCCAGCUGGAGGUCCAUUGAGGAGAUCUCAGAGGCAGGGGGAGGAGAGGACGGAAGCUCCCGAUUCCCAGAGGAUGAUGUCAGCAACCUGCAGAGUCACCUGGAAAACAAGGAGGAGCAGGAAAACAACAACGAGUCAGUGUUCCUAUCCUCUGGAAUGCCAACCUGUGUGACUCUGAAUGCCCUGUCGGAAGAGGUGAGACACCAGAGCCAGAGUGUGAGUCUGAGGGCGUCCCUCUCAAACAUACCACUCACAGAGGUGAGACCACAGGCUGCUGUAGCCUCCGAUAGGCCAACAACAUCAACGGACAGCUCAACACACCAAUCAGACACAAGACUGGCUUCCUUGUCCAUGGAAAGCCCUGGGCGUGUCUCACCACCAGGAGGUAAACCACAGACUGUCUCAGACCAGAGCCCUGGUUCAGUAGAGGCAGCCAUUUCCAGACCCAACAGUAACACAGAUCUUAACCCAGCAGUCAAACAGGCAGACCCUGCUCUGUCUCUGCUGGGGGGGGCGUUUGGAUCCUUCAGCCCUAAAAUCAGACCAAGCAACUCCAAGUCAGCCAGACUGUCCCAAGAAACUUCGCCAUCAGUGAGGAAAGACACAGUAGAGAAUGUCCAAGUCUCCCAAAAAACGUCUCUCUCAGUGGGCAAAGACAAAGUAGAGAAGGUCCAAGUUUCCCAAGAAAUGUCCCCAUCAGUGGGCAAAGACACAGUAGAGAAGGUCCAAGUCUCCCAAGAAUGUUCUCUAUCAGUGGGCAAAGACACAGUAGAGAAGGUCCUAGUUUCCCAAGAAAUGUAUCCAUCAGUGAGCAAAGACACAGUAGAAAAGGUCAAUGUCUCCCAAGAAUCUUCCCUAUCAGUGGGCAAAGACACGGUAGAGAAGGUCCAAGUUUCCCAAGAAUCUUCCCUAUCAGUGGGCAAAGACACAGUAGAGAAAGUCCAAGUUUCCAAAGAAUCUUCCCUAUCAGUGGGCAAAGACACAGUAGAGAAGGUCCAAGUUUUUCACAAAACUUCCCCAUCAGUGAGCAUAGACAUAGUAGAGAAUAUCCAAGUCUCCCAAGAAAUGUCCCUAUCAGUGGACAAAGACACAGUAGAGAAGGUCCACGUUUCCCAAGAAAUGUCCCCAUCAGUGAGCAAAGACACAGUAGAGAAGGUCAAUGUCUCCCAAGAAUCUUCCCUAUCAGUGGGCAAAGACACAGUAGAGAAGGUCCAAGUUUCCCAAGAAUAUUCCCUAUCACUGGGCAAAGACACAGUAGAGAAAGUCCAAGUUUCCAAAGAAUCUUCCCUAUCAGUGGGCAAAGACACAGUAGAGAAGGUCCAAGUUUUACACAAAACUUCCCCAUCAGUGAGCAAAGACACAGAAGAGAAGUUCCAAGUUUCCCAAGAAACUUCCCCAUCAGUGAGCAAAGACACAGUAGAGAAGGUCCAAGUAUUCAGAGAAUCUUCCCUAUCAGUGGGCAAAGACACAGUAGAGAAGGUCCAAGUUUCCCAAGAAAUGUCCCCAUCAGUGAGCAAAGACACAGUAGAGAAGGUCCAAGUCUCCCAAGAAUAUUCCCUAUCAGUGAGAAAAGACACAGUAGAGAAGGUCCAAGUUUCCCAAGAAACUUCCCCAUCAGUGAGCAAAGACACAGUGGAGAAGGUCCAAGUAUUCCAAGAAUCUUCUCUAUCAGUGGGCAAAGACACAGUAGAGAAGGUCCAAGUUUCCAAAGAAAGUUCCCCAUCAGUGAGCAAAUACACAGUAGAGAAAGGCCAAGUCUCCCAAGAAUCUUCCCUAUCAGUUGGCAAAGACACAGUAGAGAAAAUCCAGGUUUCCCAAGAAACUUCCCCAUCAGUGGGCAAAGACACAGUAGAGAAGGUCCAAGUUUCCCAAGAAACUUCCCCAUCAGUGAGCAAAGACACAGUAGAGAAGGUCCAAGUCUCCCAAGAAUGUUCCCUAUCAGUGGGAAAAGACACAGUAGAAAAGGUCAAAAUUUCCCAAGGAUCUUCACUAUCGGUGUGCAAAAACACAGUAGAGAAGGUCCAAGUUUCCCAAGAUAUUUCCCUAUCAGUGGGCAACGACACAGUAGAGAAGGUCCAGGUUUCCCAAGAAAUGUCCCCAUCAGUGAGCAAAGACACAGUAGAGAAAGUCCAAGUUUCCCAAGAAUCUUCCCCAUCAGUGAGCAAAGACAUAGUAGAGAAGGUCCAAGUAUUCCAAGAAUCUUCUCUAUCAGUGGGCAAAGACACAGUAGAGAAGGUCCAAGUUUCCAAAGAAAGUUCCCCAUCAGUGAGCAAAUACACAGUAGAGAAAGGCCAAGUCUCCCAAGAAUCUUCCCUAUCAGUUGGCAAAGACACAGUAGAGAAAAUCCAGGUUUCCCAAGAAACUUCCCCAUCAGUGAGCAAAGACACAGUAGAGAAGGUCCAAGUUUCCCAAGAAACUUCCCCAUCAGUGAGCAAAGACACAGUAGAGAAGGUCCAAGUCUCCCAAGAAUGUUCCCUAUCAGUGGGAAAAGACACAGUAGAAAAGGUCAAAAUUUCCCAAGGAUCUUCACUAUCGGUGUGCAAAAACACAGUAGAGAAGGUCCAAGUUUCCCAAGAUAUUUCCCUAUCAGUGGGCAACGACACAGUAGAGAAGGUCCAGGUUUCCCAAGAAAUGUCCCCAUCAGUGAGCAAAGACACAGUAGAGAAAGUCCAAGUUUCCCAAGAAUCUUCCCCAUCAGUGAGCAAAGACAUAGUAGAGAAGGUCCAAGUUUCCCAAGAAUCUUGCCUAUCAGUGGGCAAAGACACGGUAGAAAGCAUGAUAAAACUCUGCUCCCAGCCUCAGCAAGAGGAGACGGUGAGCCAAAGAGAGGGUGGUGGCGGUCAGACGACUGACAGGCACAUUGACCAACCAAAGACGAGCUUGGCCUUAGAAGGGCAGGAGAGCAGUGUUUGUAUCUCAGGGGAAAGAGAGGUGAAGGAGAGAGCAGAGGAGAGAUUCUCUCCAACAGAGAGUGUUCCAGAACCUGCACAGCAUCACAUACCUGAGGGAGAGCUGAGCACAGAGAAAGCCAUCACUCCUCCUCAGCCAAGGAGGAGAGGGAAGCAGAGGAAGCAGAGCAGAGACAGACCCAGUCAGCCGCGCAGACAGGCUCCGUCAGGCUCUGGGUCUACUGAUCAACUUCAGGAACCAGCUCUCCCUGCCAAGACCCCAGCAGACGCCUCCCCACCAGGGAAACAAAAGAAUAAGAACACAAGGGUCCAAAAAUCUGCUGCAGACACCAGACAGAGGACACCUGUGAAAGGCAAACCUGAGGCAGAGUCCGAGAGGAGAGGGGAAAACAGAAACGUCUCUGGUGCCCUGACUCCCCCUAGUCCUACCAACCUCAGCCCCAUCACUCCCGCUCUCCUAGUCAAUCAGGAAGUGAACCCGGAAGUGCACCAGGAAAUGCUUGAUAACAGGCCGCUGCCUGGUUGCCAGGCAGAAAGCAGGAAGGACAUAAAUGAUAACAAUGUGGGGAGUGGCCAUGCCUCCCCUACAGAACAGAAUAGGUCCUCUUCUCCUCCACCUCUUCCCUCCUCCUCUCCUCCCCCACUUUCCUCCUCUCCUCUUUCCUCAUCUCCCCCACCUCUUCCCUCCUCCUCUCCUCCCCCCCUCUUCCCCUCUCCUCUCUCCUCCUCUCCUACCCCCAGUACUUUCACGGUGCCAGCAGAUGAGGACCUCCCCACCCCCAUACAGGAGUCCCAGCCUCUCCUCACCACAGCCCAGCCUGUCACCCCACUCCUAGACACCCAGCCUCAAUCAACCAAUCUUCAGGCAGCCUCCGCAACCCUUUCUACUACCCAUAUCGCCCUUCUUAAGCACCCCACUAUACCCACCAAAAGUGUCCCUAUGUCCCCUACCCCCUCCUCAUUCUCAUCUCCACCCACGUCAGCCCUGCCCUCGACCCCCAGCCUUACCCAGCCCACCCAGGAGUCUCUGCCACGGCUGGAGGCUCCAACCACAGUGCCUGUCCUAGACAACCGCAGGCAGGCCCAGCCCCAGCCAAACCUCCUCACCGAGCCCAACAGACAGAUCAAGCCAGGUCAGUCACAAAGCCCACAGGACAGAGAUGGGAUGGACAUAGACAGUGAUGCCGAUGACACUGCUGUUCCUCUACGACAUCACAUGACUCAGCCCAGGGGGAUUGUGGGAAAAUCUUCUCAUAAAGAGUCUGGCUCCUCCAAUCAGCGAGAGAUACUGCUUCACUCCUCCCACCAUCCAACUGACAGACAGACAGACUGUCCAAUCAGCCAUAAGGAUUCACAGGAGCAGGACCUGUCCUUCAAAUACAACGUGGGCUCCUGCAAUGAGUCGGAGAGUGAGGGAUCAGUGCCAGAGUUGGAAGAACCAGAGCGGGUGCCACUGAGAUCCUCAGAACCCCAGCCUAUUUCUCCUGCUGAUGAGGGGAUAAACAGACCUAAGCAGAGCCGCAGUGAGAAGAAGGCCCGCAAGGCCAUGGGUAAGCUGGGCUUGCGGCCGGUCCACGGUGUGACCAGGAUCACUAUAAGGAAGUCGAAGAGCAUCUUGUUUGUCAUCAGCAAACCUGACGUCUUCAAGAGCCCCGCGUCAGACAUCUACAUCGUGUUCGGAGAGGCCAAGAUAGAGGACUUGUCUCAGCAGGUGCACAAGGCAGCAGCAGAGAAGUUUAAGGUUCCGGUGGAGCCGUCCCCCCUGGCGCCCCCUGCACCACCCAGCCUCACCAUCAAGGAGGAGAGCGAAGAGGAGGAGGUGGACGAGGGAGGUCUGGAGCAGAGGGAUAUAGAGCUGGUGAUGGCCCAGGCUAACGUGUCCCGUUCUAAAGCUGUCCGCGCACUCAGACACAACACGAACGACAUCGUCAACGCUAUCAUGGAGCUGACCAUGUGAGAGGACCCCCCCCCUUCCCUGUCAAGCAUAAAUGCCACAGUCAUCUGUAUCGCUGUUAUGUUGCAUCCUCAUUACCUGCUAAUAAAAAUGUCUGUUAUAACCACA
Messenger RNA from Coregonus clupeaformis (lake whitefish), 5238 nucleotides. RefSeq names its product nascent polypeptide-associated complex subunit alpha, muscle-specific form. Gene Ontology annotation, cellular component: nascent polypeptide-associated complex; cytoplasm. The record is from RefSeq and is a predicted model, not a curated record. NCBI's taxonomy places the organism in Eukaryota, Metazoa, Chordata, Actinopteri, Salmoniformes, Salmonidae. Gene Ontology annotation, biological process: protein targeting to membrane. The coding region runs from base 172 to 5133 and encodes 1653 amino acids. The transcript has 8 exons.